Rubroshorea leprosula is the source of this 2656-nucleotide messenger RNA. The record is from the annotation of a GenBank genome assembly. NCBI's taxonomy places the organism in Eukaryota, Viridiplantae, Streptophyta, Magnoliopsida, Malvales, Dipterocarpaceae.
AAGCACAGUGUUAGGCACACACACAUCAUCUCCGCCCUCCAUUUUGUUGACCUUUGCCCCCCUCUCAAAGUCAAACCACCGGACCUUCCAUGCCGCCGAACCACAGGAUCCGCGCUUUCCUUCCUGCUUGAUCCGGUAGCCAUUGAGGACCUCUCCGGAAGAAAGCAGCAGAGGAAAAUACCAGAGACUGUGUUAAUAAAAUCUGGAAUAAGGGAAAAAGAAAAAAGAAGAAGAAGAAGAAGAAGAAGAAGAAGAAUCCCUAGUGUCAUGAUCAUAUGCUCUCGAGAUUACAAUAAGCGCCGCCAUGAUCAACACUACCAACGGUAUGAUUUCGACAUCGUCGUCUUCCACGGCGAACCCGCAAUCGCCGGGUCUCAAGACCUAUUUCAAAACUCCCGAGGGUCGAUACAAGCUUCACUACGAGAAGACGCAUCUUUCUGGUCUCCUUCACUCUGCCCAUGGCAAAACUGUUACUCAGGUUACCCUAGCACAUCUCAAGGACAAACCAGCCCCAUCAACACCAACAGCACCAACUUCCAGCUUCAGUGCUAGCAGUGGAGUAAGAUCAGCAGCAGCAAGGUUGCUUGGUGCUGGGAAUGGAAGCCGAGCUUUGAGUUUUGUUGGAGGAAAUGGUGGGAGUAAAAGUCUUAGUGGGAGUAGUCGCAUUGGGUCACUCGGUGCUUCAAGUUCAAGUAAUUCAAUUACUAACACAAAUUUUGAUGGGAAAGGGACAUACUUAAUCUUCAAUGCUGGUGAUGCUAUUUUUAUAAGUGAUCUUAACUCUCAAGAUAAGGAUCCCAUCAAGUCAAUCCAUUUCAGUAAUUCAAAUCCUAUUUGCCAUGCAUUUGAUCAGGAUGCUAAGGAUGGACAUGAUUUGCUUAUUGGGUUGAUUUCUGGUGAUGUCUACUCAGUGUCACUAAGGCAGCAAUUACAGGAUGUGGGAAAGAAGCUUGUUGGUGCCCAACAUUACAACAAAGACAGUUCUGUUAAUAGCAGUCGUUGUACUAGUAUUGCAUGGGUGCCUGGAGGUGAAGGUGCUUUUGUUGUUGCUCAUGCUGAUGGGAAUUUGUAUGUCUAUGAAAAGAACAAGGAUGGUGCUGCUGAGUCUUCGUUCCCUGUUAUCAAAGAUCAAACUCAAUUUUCUGUUGCACAUGCACGCUACAGUAAGAGUAACCCAAUAGCGAGAUGGCAUAUCUGUCAAGGCUCAAUUAAUAGCAUUGCUUUCUCCAUUGACGGGACCUAUUUAGCUACUGUUGGAAGGGACGGUUUUUUACGGGUUUUUGACUAUUCAAAGGAACAACUCGUAUGUGGUGGCAAAAGUUAUUAUGGUGCUCUGCUAUGUUGUGCUUGGAGGUGCUCUACUUUUUUUUAUACGGUCGCUUGCUGUUUGUUAAGACUUAAGAGUAUUCUCUUUCCUCAAAUCCCUAGUCUUUUGUUUGAUAUUGAAUACAGCAAAUUCCUACUUAACAGUAUAGAUGCAAAAUAUAUUUUGACUGGUGGUGAAGAUGACUUGGUUCAAGUUUGGAGCAUGGAAGAUCGGAAGGUUGUUGCUUGGGGGGAGGGGCACAAUUCAUGGGUUAGUGGAGUGGCCUUUGAUUCAUAUUGGUCAUCACCUAAUUCAGAUGGCACUGGGGAGACUGUUAUGUAUCGAUUUGGCUCUGUUGGUCAGGACACGCAGUUGCUACUAUGGGACCUGCAAAAGGAUGAAAUUGUGGUGCCAUUGCGUCGAUGCCCUCCUGGUGGCUCUCCCACUUACAGUGCUGGGAGCCAAUCUUCCCAUUGGGAUAAUGUGUCCCCAUUGGGUACUCUACAACCUGCUCCAAGUAUGCGAGAUGUUCCAAAAAUCUCACCACUAGUCGCCCACCGUGUUCACACUGAACCACUCUCAGGCUUGAUUUUUACGGAGGAAUCUGUUCUUACCGUUUGUCGAGAGGGACACAUAAAAAUAUGGAUCAGACCUGGAGUAGUAGAAAGCCAAUCAAGCAAUAGUGAAAGCAUGUUAAGUACCAGUUCAAAGGAUAAACCAUUGCUUUCUAGCAAGGUUGGCAGUUCUAGUUAUAAGCAAUGACCAGACAUCAGAUGCAAGGCAAAAUGAAGCCCUCUUUGCUGGAGUUGCAUUUCUAUUUGCAAGCAUGACAGUUCAUCUCAUAUUUAUCAAGUUGGUUUUCUCAAUGCACAACUGUUUUAAACAAAAUCGGAUCGCAAUGAGAUUAACCAACUGAAUUCAUUGUAUAUUCAAGGUCAAGACUGCCAUGGAAGAUGGCACUAAGAGGUUUGGAGAGAGAACCUCUAACUUUGUAAGUACAAAACCGGCUAUUGCUAGAAAAUAUGAAAAUAACACUGACAGGAAUAGCAUGAAAUGGCUCCUUUACGUUUUGUAUUUCUUGGGAGGUUCAUUUGAGUGAUUAUUUGUCUUUGGUAGUGCAUUUUUUGCCGUUACCAUAUGAUUUUUGUUAGGAAACCCAAAAACUACUACGAUGGCUUGCUGAUAGGCAUCAUAGCCUUAGUUUGAUAAUGUGACCAUCGGCUAUGGACAAAUUUUGUCAUAAUAUUUGCUUGCAUUUGAUGAUUUUGUUGUAAGUUAAGAAUUGGCUGUUUAUAUUUUGAGGAUGCCAUUCCACAAUAUAUAUGGGAAAAAUAACAUGCAAAACUUAAU